AUGUGGAAGCCUUUACAUGCACUGAAAAAGACGGUACCUUUUCUUAAAAAUGCAAAAGUACCUGAAGGACAAACAGUAUUUGUCAAGCAGAGAUGCAAAUACAUAAAUUGUUACAUAACAUACGAUAGAGAUUUGUUAAGGGAUAGCAAUCAGAAUUUAGAUGCAGUAGUUUUUAAUGUACGCGAUAUCGUUAAAAGAAGUCGUCAAAAAAAGGAUCACAAACUGGAUAUUUAUCCGACGAAUCUAAAGAAUGGAAUAUGUAUUUUUGUUCAGGUGAUCUUUGUAAAUAAAUAUCUUCAAUCACCUGAACAAAAAUACAUAUUCCAUUCUUUAGAUUCGUCGGAUAAAUAUCCAGUUUGUGAUCCUUUUUUUGACGACUUCUUCAACUGGACUUGGACAUACAAACUCAACUCAGUUAUUCCACAAACGUUAAUUAACAUUUACAAUGCCAAUAAAGCAUGGGUUGGACCAAAAUGGAAUAUGACAUGGGUUCGCAAAAUGACACGACUAACAAGAAAUCUUGAUCGAUUUAACAAGAAAUCUUUCAAUAAAACUAACGCCGUAGCAUGGGUAAUUCCCCGAUGUAAAACCAAAGAGAGAUAUCAAGACUUCAUAAAUGACCUUCGGAGUGAAUUAAAAUCAUACAAUUACAGUUUAGACCUUUAUGGCGCGAGUGGUAAUAGAAAGUGUCCAAGUGGAAGUAUCCAAAAGUUCCUAGAGAUGAUAGAAAAGAAAUAUUUUUUCCAACUAGUCCUGGAAGAUGCAUUCGCUGAAGACUACGUUUCAGAAAGGAUGGUUAAAGCUUUGUCAUAUAUAGUGGUACCUAUUGUUUUAGGAAUAUCAGAAUACAAAAGCUUCCUACCUCCCGGCUCGUACUUAAACGCGCAAAGUUUUGAUAUGAAAAAACUUGGGGCCAUCAUUGAUUACCUUAUCCAACACCCCACCACAUAUUACUAUUUCUUCGAUUGGAAGAAUCACUACUAUUACACAGCACAUCCUAGGUCUCAGAUGUGUGACCUAUGCACCAGACUAAAUGGAAAUGAGACCACGGGCACUCCGACAAGCUAUAGGCAUUUUCGAAAAUGGUGGAACCCCGACUAUCGAGAUGCGUGUAAAGAAAUGAGUAUGAACAAUAGAUUCUACAAGAAUUUUUAA
This is a messenger RNA of Pararge aegeria (speckled wood butterfly), 1155 nucleotides long. RefSeq names its product alpha-(1,3)-fucosyltransferase C-like. Bases 1 to 1155 code for a protein of 384 amino acids. NCBI's taxonomy places the organism in Eukaryota, Metazoa, Arthropoda, Insecta, Lepidoptera, Nymphalidae. Gene Ontology annotation, molecular function: alpha-(1->3)-fucosyltransferase activity. The transcript is spliced from 3 exons. The record is from RefSeq and is a predicted model, not a curated record. Gene Ontology annotation, cellular component: membrane.